Blastomyces dermatitidis ER-3 is the source of this 1421-nucleotide messenger RNA. Its product is annotated as ubiquitin carboxyl-terminal hydrolase L5. Gene Ontology annotation, molecular function: cysteine-type deubiquitinase activity. NCBI's taxonomy places the organism in Eukaryota, Fungi, Ascomycota, Eurotiomycetes, Onygenales, Ajellomycetaceae. The transcript is spliced from 3 exons. The coding region runs from base 142 to 1125 and encodes 327 amino acids. Gene Ontology annotation, cellular component: cytoplasm. Gene Ontology annotation, biological process: ubiquitin-dependent protein catabolic process; protein deubiquitination. The record is from RefSeq and is a predicted model, not a curated record.
GCGACAACUUCCAAACAAGGGCCAAAGAUACAUAAUUUGACUUAGAUUAUUUGCCAGGACGUACGGGAAAUUGCAGAGAAUUAGGAAAGAAAUCUAUUAAGAGGAAGAACUAUCCGUUAGUAAAGGAAACCCAACGGAAUCAUGACAGACGCCGGAGGUUGGAGUACUAUCGAAUCAGACGAGGGCGUUUUCACUUCAUUGAUUGAAAAUCUUGGCGUCAAAGACGUCCAGUUCGAAGAGCUUAUAUCUCUCGAUGCAGACACAAUCAGGUCAUUAAGUCCCGUAUAUGGAGUAAUUUUCCUCUUCAAAUGGGCCGGCGGCCAGUCACGCGACUCCGCUGCUCCACAGGAUGGCACCUACGACCGCGCCGCAACCGAUAAUGGGCUCUUCUUCGCCGCCCAAACGAUCCAGAACGCCUGCGGCACGCAAGCCGUCCUCUCCGUAAUCCUCAACCAAGAUUCCCUCGCCUCCCAAUCCUCACAAGCAGGCAUCGACAUCGGGCCCGAACUCCGCGACUUCAAGGACUUCACAACAGGUUUCCCGCCAGACCUACGCGGCGAGGCACUAAGUAAUUCCGCGCGGAUUAGAGCCUCGCAUAAUGCCUUUGCGCGCGCGUCGCCGUUCGUCGAUGAAACGUCCCGCCCGCCUGUUUCUGAAGAGGACGCGGAGCUCUAUCAUUUCAUCGCCUACACGCCGUUCAACGGCGUUUUAUAUGAGUUGGAUGGGCUACAGCCGUUUCCAAUUAGCCACGGCAGUUGCGAUGAAUCGUCGUUUCCGGAAAAGGUUAUUGAAGUGUUGCAGAGGAGGAUUGCGAGGUACCCGGAGGGAGAAAUUCGAUUUAAUCUGAUGGCGGUGGUGAGGGAUUUGAGAGUGAGGGCGCUCGAGAUCGGGGAUGUAGAGAUGUUGGAUAGGGAGAGGAGGAAGAGAAGGGCGUGGGAAUGGGAAAAUGCAUUGCGGAGGUGCAAUUUUGUUGGGUUCAUUGGGGAGGUGGCUAAGGGGGUUGUUGGGAUGAAGGUUAAAGAGGGCGAGGAGAGUUACAACAAGUGGAUAGAAGGCGCGAGGAAGGAGACGCAGCGGAGAUUAGAAAUGAGGAGAGGAAGAGGUGGUGGGGGUGAUUUGGACUAGGCAGUUGAGGAAAAUUUAGGCAUGAUUUGACGGAAUUGGCAGCUUUGGGAUAGAAUUUUGUUCUAUUAUGGUCAUACCCAGAACUUAACUUACCUUGCAUGAAGUUUAACGCCUUUGGUUGUGUACCUAGCAGAAGUCGUUUCCAUGGGUAUCUUCAUAAUUCCCGCGCGUAGAAAUCUAUCAAAGGUGGAAUAUAUUCCUGCGAUUGAAUAAUAAUGUCGACCUGCCAAAACGACUAAAGUCAAAUUCAACUGCUAACCCCGGCCCUCGCCAAAAAUCAAAGUUCCAUAUCACAG